AUGGCGUUCUUUGAUUUAGAAGAAAUGUCGUUCUUCGACUCCCAAUCCACAACCCCGACGAGGUUGAGCUUUGAUCACUCCCAUGAUCAGGACGAGCAUAUUAAGCGCUUAGAAACGAUACCAAGUGUCUUCCAAGAUAGCCAUGGCGAAAGACACAACCCGGUUGAUUCCAGCCCGAGUCGCUCUCGACGAAGUUCGGAUACGAAAGCAGAAGAAGAUUUAGAAAAGGAGGCCGGAUUCGCAGCCCCCGCUUCGUCCAAAGAUGCUGCCCCGGAAAAAGAUCCUAAUUUAGUCGAAUGGGAUGGUCCCGAUGACCCUGAGAAUCCCCAGAAUUUCUCGCCUGCCCGAAAAUGGGCCAUCACCAUGUGUCUUUCUUCUCUUACGAUAUGGGUCACCUUUUCGACUAGUGUGUUUAGUCAGGCUACCCAGGUCACUGCCGCCGAGUUUGGUGUAUCAGAUGAGGUCAUGAUCCUGGCAACCAGUCUACCACUUUUUGGCUUCGCACUUGGUCCGUUGUUAUGGGGUCCCAUCUCUGAACUGCUCGGCCGAAAAAGGCCAUUGUUCUUUGGAUUCUUGGUCUUUGUCAUCUUCCAAAUCCCCGUCGCCGUUGCUCAGAAUCUUGAGACCAUUAUGCUUUCUCGUUUCUUUAUUGGUUUCUUUGGCUGUGCUCCUUUGGCUAUUGUUGGAGGAGCUCUAGCUGAUAUCUGGGACCCUGUCGACCGAGGAGUAGCCAUGGCCUCGUUUGCUGGUGGUACUUUUGGCGGUCCUACUUUGGGUCCUAUUCUUGGUGGCUUCAUCGUUCAAUCUCAUCUUGGCUGGAGGUGGACUGCUUGGAUUACCUUGAUUGCCGCUGGUUUCUUCAUGGUCAUCGCUUUCUUUGUUGUCCCCGAGACAUACCCUCCUGUCCUCCUUCAAAAACGCGCAGCUCGUCUACGAGUCGAGACUAAGAACUGGGCAUUUCACAGCAAGUUGGACGAGAACCCUCCCAAGGCCGGCGAUAUUCUUACCCGAUAUGUCUCGCGCCCUUUCCAGAUGCUCUUCCUCGAGCCUAUUCUACUCUGCGUCACCAUUUACCUCGCUCUCAUCUAUGGUAUUUUGUAUCUGCUUUUUGAGGCCUAUCCAUACUCCUUCCAGGAAAUUCGUGGCUGGAAGAGUGCCGGUGUGGCUGCCUUGCCAUUCUUGGGUAUCUUGAUUGGAGUCUUGCUUGGAUGUGCUUUCAUCAUCUUCCUGACCAAGACUAGAUUUGCCCGCAAGAUGAAGAAGCACGGACGUGUCGUUCCUGAAGAACGUCUAGUACCCAUGUUCCUUGGCUCCGUUCUUCUGCCUAUUGGUCUCUUCUGGUUUGGCUGGACAUCCAACAAGGAUGUCAGCUGGGUACCUCAAGUGAUUGCUGGGAUUCCCAUCGGAGCCGGUAUUCUUAUCAUCUUCAUGCAAGGAUUGAACUACAUGAUUGACGUGUACUUGAUGUUUGCCAACUCCGCUAUUGCCGCCAACACUCUAUUCCGAAGUGCUCUCGGUGGUGGCUUCCCACUCUUCGCUACGCAAAUGUACAAGACCCUUGGCGUUCCAUGGGCAACCAGUCUUUUGGGAUUCUUGACUGCUGCUAUGAUUCCCGUUCCGAUUUUGUUCUUCUUCUAUGGAGCCAAGCUCCGUGCCUUGAGUCGCUUCAACCCGAGGCUAUAA
Talaromyces amestolkiae is the source of this 1683-nucleotide messenger RNA. RefSeq lists its product as uncharacterized. The transcript is spliced from 3 exons. Gene Ontology annotation, molecular function: transmembrane transporter activity. Gene Ontology annotation, biological process: transmembrane transport. The coding region runs from base 1 to 1683 and encodes 560 amino acids. The record is from RefSeq and is a predicted model, not a curated record. Lineage: Eukaryota; Fungi; Ascomycota; Eurotiomycetes; Eurotiales; Trichocomaceae.